UAGAUUUUUUUUUAAUGUCUUGUUACAAGUUUUGUCAAGCUAAGAAAGUGUUUAGUUUGUUUUCGGUUUUCCUCGGUCGGAUCCAGUUUUGCGGAAACAUACAACAAACAAGUGAAAAGUGUCGAACCGAACUGUGCUGAACGAUUUUAAUAACGAAUCGCGCAUGAAAUUUCUCUUGGGGGCUUUGCCUUGUUAUUUACAUUGCUUUCGUUUUCAUUUUUGGAUUCAAAGUUACGAUUCAGUCAGUGGCUUUGUCUCCACUAAUUCUUAGGUUUUUUUAAUAUGCUCUAUUUCACAUCGAAACCUUACUGUUUAGCUUCAGGCGCUUCACGCAUAUAAUUGCUAAAACUGGUUUCGGAUUCAAAUUUGCAACCCCCGAACCAGAAGUCGAAGAUUAUUACAUUUAAUAUCCGAUCGCUCGAUCGAAUUGCGUCAAAAGAUCCGAUUUGGUUUCGAAACAUUUUUUUUCUCUAUUCUCGAACCUUUAAACCUUUCGGUGCAACAGCUCAAGUGGUCGAAUAAAAUUUCGAUAAGACCACACUCCACCGACAACCAAUCCCGAAAUCGAAAUCCAAAUCGAGUGCCUUCGUCGCCGAUAGGGCGUUUAUCAAAAGCGAUUCAAAUCCGUUUUAUUUCGUGUUGUUGACCUGAUAACCAGAUAACCUAUCGUUGGGUCUCGUUCGGUAUAAGUGCAUGAUUGAUUGAAUUUUUUGAUUCAAAAAUUUCGAAGAUUAAGUGAUUCUUUUAUUUCAAACUUGUUAAGUCAGUGCCCUUUGUGUGUUUCUGUUCUAAAAAAAGUGACUGCUUCCAGAUUUUCAUUUUCAAUUAUUCAAUACCUAUAGUUGUCGUCGAAGUUGAUUUUUGCUGAACUGAAAUUGUACCAGAGCUCCUGUCCACCAGCCCCGUUCUAAGGUUCUUCGACUCAACGAUGGCAUCGAACGUUCCCGAGCUGCAAGAUGACGAACGAUUUGCAUUGAUGAAGUUCCGUCGACAAGUAGCAGACAUACUUAAACCAGAACACGAUGACUAUUAUUUACUGCGAUGGCUAAGAGCACGCGCAUGGAAUCCGGAGGCCGCCGAAAAGAUGUUGCGUGAAACGAUGAAGUUUCGUGAACGGUGGGACGCCGACGGAAUUGCCAAGUGGCCUUCUCCGCAGAUAAUCAAAGACAUCGCACCACACGGAAUUGCCGGGUAUGACAAGGAAGGUUCCCCAAUCGUCAUAAUUCCAUUCGCCGGCUUUGACAUCUGGGGUCUGCUGCACACGGUAUCAAGGGCGGACAUUAUCCGGUACACCCUGCAAACGCUGGAGGGCUAUAUGCAGCUGGCCCUGGAACAGAGCAAAAAGAUGAACAACCCGAACUGCCGGCAGUUUGUGGUCAUCUUCGAUAUGGACAACUUUAAUCUGAAGCAGUACGUGUGGCGACCGGCGAGUGAAGUGGUCAUUUCCCUGAUCAAGAUGUACGAGGCCAACUACCCGGAGAUUCUCAAAUGUUGCUAUAUUAUCAAUACCCCGAAAGUAUUCGCCUUCGCCUACAAUAUGAUCAAAAAGUUCCUCGGCGAGUAUACGAUCGAGAAGAUCAAGAUCUACAAAUCGGACCGGAACAAGUGGUUGUCCGCAAUCUUGGAACGGUGUGAUGCGUCCCAGAUUCCGAAAUACUACGGCGGAACCAUGACGGACGAGGAUGGCAAUCCCAAGUGCGAGAGCAAGAUCGGGUACGGAGGGCUGGUUCCGAAGAGCAUGUACAUCUCCAAGGAGGACAGUUUCAACAAUAACCUCACGUUCAUCGACACCGAGAUACGGAAGGGCAACAAGCUGAAGCUGACGUUUGACUGUGAGGAUGCGGGUCGCUUCUUGAAAUGGGAGUUCCGAACGUACGAUCAUGACAUCAAAUUCGGAAUCAAAUGCAUCAACAAAAAGACCCAGGAAAGCACAAUCGAAGUGCCCCUGAAAAGGGUGGCCUCCCAUCAAGUGGAUGAAUCGGGAUUCAUCACCUGCCAGCCGGGAUGUUCCUAUUCAGUCCUAUUCGAUAACUCGUACAGCUAUUUCAAGAACAAAAGGAUCCGGUAUUCAGUGCUCCUAACGACUCCGCUGAGCGAAGUCGAGCAAACGGCCAAUUCCAUCACCGUCACCGAGGAUCCGGUUCCGGCAGCAGAGGAUUAGUUCGCUCCGAACCUAGGUCCGCAGCAAACACGAGUCUGGGCAUGGUUUUCAGUACAAUGACGCACUAGCAGUUCUCUGUGUAUAAUUUUUCCAAAUUCAUUCCCAUUUCUCUAAACCAUGCUCAGACUGGUGGAAUCAGGACCAGCCUGGGGCGUUUAUGUACAUAUAAAUUUGUCUGACUUGUUAAGACAAUUUGUUGAAAAAAAAAAUCAACAUCACACACAGUGCACCGGCAUUGACAAAUUCUACUAUCGGGUGAUAAGAUAUCAAUAAAAAUUUAGAUUUAAUUCACUUGGGAGGAUGUAAUAACUAUCUUGUGCUCACUAGAUAUAUACUUUUUUUACAAGAAUGUGCUAUAAUUUUAUAUAGAUUUAGGAGCUACGGAGAAGCGACCGAUAAGGCCUAAGAAGAUAGAUCCUUUAUUUUGACCAAAGAUUUUGGUUUUACUUGGACAGGUUCUUUAGGACCUCGAAAAGAGUUAGCAUUCAUUUCAAAAUUCGUGACCUUUUUUUAAGUUGAAACAAACGCGAAAUAAAACAUCAGAACCCUAACUAUUACAUUCGAUAAGCGAAAGAUAUGAACAAA
This is a messenger RNA of Uranotaenia lowii, 2746 nucleotides long. Its product is annotated as SEC14-like protein 2. Bases 929 to 2161 code for a protein of 410 amino acids. The transcript is spliced from 5 exons. The record is from RefSeq and is a predicted model, not a curated record. Gene Ontology annotation, cellular component: cytoplasm. NCBI's taxonomy places the organism in Eukaryota, Metazoa, Arthropoda, Insecta, Diptera, Culicidae.